AUGGAGUUAGAACCUGAUAACGCUUUUGCCAACCUUUUAAAUUCAAACUCGGAAGAUGGCUUAGAAUUUAUUUCAGUAGAAAACAUCCUAAAUAAGCCUGUUCGUAAACAGUGCAAUAAAACCCAUGAAGACAUAUUAGAAAACUUCAAGACUUUCCCAGUUCACAUGAGGAUAAUUAUGGCACCCACCAAAAAAAGUCAAGAAGAGAUCAGACGCAAGAAUAAAGAAUGUGAGAGGCGACGUCGGGAAAAAAUAAAGUCCAAUCCACAAUUGUACGAACAGGCUAAAGCUAAAGAAAGAGACCGUUAUAGAAAGCGAAAAGAAGAGAAGAAAAUCAUACCUAUUGCGAAAAGAAUGGCGUAA
Molecule: messenger RNA, 363 nt
Organism: Parnassius mnemosyne (clouded apollo)
Lineage: Eukaryota; Metazoa; Arthropoda; Insecta; Lepidoptera; Papilionidae
Source: the annotation of a GenBank genome assembly